Messenger RNA from Metarhizium album ARSEF 1941, 1413 nucleotides. Its product is annotated as translation elongation factor 1 alpha. Gene Ontology annotation, biological process: translation; translational elongation. The transcript is spliced from 4 exons. Lineage: Eukaryota; Fungi; Ascomycota; Sordariomycetes; Hypocreales; Clavicipitaceae. The record is from RefSeq and is a predicted model, not a curated record. The coding region runs from base 1 to 1413 and encodes 470 amino acids. Gene Ontology annotation, molecular function: translation elongation factor activity; GTP binding; GTPase activity.
AUGGGUAAGGAAGACAAGACUCACAUCAACGUGGUCGUUAUCGUAAGCAGCCUUGCUCUACUCUUCAUCUCUCGCCACGUCGACUCCGGCAAGUCUACCACCACUGGUCACUUGAUCUACCAGUGCGGUGGUAUCGACAAGCGAACCAUUGAGAAGUUCGAGAAGGAAGCCGCUGAACUCGGCAAGGGCUCUUUCAAGUAUGCGUGGGUUCUUGACAAGCUCAAGGCCGAGCGUGAGCGUGGUAUCACCAUCGAUAUUGCCCUCUGGAAGUUCGAGACUCCCAAGUACUAUGUCACCGUCAUUGACGCUCCCGGCCACCGUGAUUUCAUCAAGAACAUGAUCACUGGUACUUCCCAGGCUGACUGCGCUAUUCUCAUUAUCGCUGCCGGUACUGGUGAGUUCGAGGCUGGUAUCUCCAAGGAUGGCCAGACCCGUGAGCACGCCCUCCUGGCCUACACCCUGGGUGUCAAGCAGCUCAUCGUCGCCAUCAACAAGAUGGACACCACCAAGUGGUCCGAGGCUCGUUAUCAGGAAAUUAUCAAGGAGACUUCCAACUUCAUCAAGAAGGUCGGCUACAACCCCAAGACCGUUGCCUUCGUCCCCAUCUCCGGUUUCCACGGCGACAACAUGCUUCAGGCCUCCUCCAACUGCCCCUGGUACAAGGGCUGGGAGAAGGAGACCAAGGCUGGCAAGUCCACCGGCAAGACCCUUCUCGAGGCCAUUGACGCCAUUGAGCCUCCCAAGCGCCCCACCGACAAGCCCCUCCGUCUUCCCCUCCAGGAUGUGUACAAGAUCGGCGGUAUUGGAACUGUCCCUGUCGGCCGUAUCGAGACUGGUAUUAUCAAGCCCGGUAUGGUCGUUACCUUCGCUCCCUGCAACGUCACCACUGAAGUCAAGUCCGUGGAAAUGCACCAUGAGCAGCUUUCUGAGGGUGUCCCCGGUGACAACGUUGGUUUCAACGUAAAGAACGUUUCCGUCAAGGAAAUCCGUCGUGGCAACGUCGCCGGUGACUCCAAGAACAACCCCCCCAGUGGUGCUGCUUCUUUCGAUGCCCAGGUCAUUGUUCUCAACCACCCCGGUCAGGUCGGUGCUGGUUAUGCUCCCGUCCUCGAUUGCCACACCGCCCACAUUGCCUGCAAGUUCUCUGAGAUCCUGGAAAAGAUUGACCGACGUACCGGCAAGGCUGUUGAGACCAACCCCAAGUUCAUCAAGUCCGGUGACGCCGCCAUCGUCACGAUGGUGCCCUCCAAGCCCAUGUGCGUUGAGGCUUUCACCGAGUUCCCUCCCUUGGGACGUUUUGCCGUCCGUGACAUGCGUCAGACCGUCGCCGUCGGUGUCAUCAAGAGCGUCAAGAAAUCCGAGGCUGGUGCCGGUAAGGUCACCAAGUCUGCUGCCAAGGCUGGCAAGAAAUAA